Messenger RNA from Phragmites australis (common reed), 2182 nucleotides. Its product is annotated as protein CPR-5-like. The transcript has 5 exons. Gene Ontology annotation, biological process: leaf senescence; trichome morphogenesis; defense response. NCBI's taxonomy places the organism in Eukaryota, Viridiplantae, Streptophyta, Magnoliopsida, Poales, Poaceae. Bases 85 to 1635 code for a protein of 516 amino acids. The record is from RefSeq and is a predicted model, not a curated record.
AAGUCAAAACGGGCCGCCCGAAGAAAGGAAUACCCCAGAAGGCCGAGCGAGACGAUCGAUCUCUGCCCCGCGAGCCCCACCAACAUGGACACGGGCUGGCCCUACCGCCCCGGCGAGCCCUCCGGUGCCGCGUCUUCCUCGGCGGCGUCGGCCUCCUCGUGCGGCUCUGCCUCCCGGGCCACCCGCCUGCGCAGGGGCGUCCGGCUCCGGCUGUGGCGACGGCGGCACGAACCAACCCUUUCCGCUACGGCCGGAGGCGACAGCGGCGUCGGCGUCGGCGUGCAGGCCUACCUCGCGCUGCCCCUGGGGAUGUCGUUCGCGGCCGUCAUCGCGCAGGUUGUGAAUACAAAGAAUCGUUCCGGGGAAAGAUUACAACCUGCUCUCCUUUCCAAGAUCUGUACCUCAGCAGUAAAGGAAUCAUUGAGAAAUAUAUAUGGUGACAGGUUAGACAGUUUUAUGAGAAAUUUUGAGAAAUCAUUUAGCAGCACAUUGACUACGCUUCAUCUUGUUAAUGAGAUGCAUGUCUAUGGACAAAGUUGUAUUCCUCAAUGUUCUUCUAAGCAUGACGAUUCUGUAGCUGCAAGCAAUUUGGGCACUGGUGGUCCACAAAAACCGACACAGGAAAUCAAGAAAGGCCUUUUGAAUUCGGUGGAAAGUCAGCUUGUUCUGUAUGCUGGAGGCAAUCAGCAGUUGACUCAUCUUACUCGUAGCAUAUCUUCUCCUGAAGCUGAUCAGCACAUUCUUAAUGCAUUUGAGAGAUCAUUGAAAGAGCAAGCUCGGUCAAACGAGCUCAAGGAAUUUGAGAUAGGCCUUAACAUGAGAAAAUUGCAACUAAAACAAUCUCAACUAGCACUUAGCUCCUACUCGCAUAUGUUAGAGAAGAUUAAGUUAUCCUUGGGAUUUCAGAAAGCUUCCUUCCAAGGGGAGAAAUUCAAGACUCAGAUGCAGGACACAAGACAUGCACAAAUCCUGAGGACGCUUAUGGAUUUUCUUGUUAGUGCAGUGAUUAUUAUGUCGGCAUGCUUUGGGUAUGGAACUUAUAUUUAUUCACACCAAAGGAUAACUGAUGUUACAGCAGCAUGCUCUGUCGCCUCGAGGGGAUCUAAAUCAUGGUGGAUGCCAAAUUCAGUGUCAAACUUAAAUUCUGGGUUGCUCUUCAUAAGAUGUCACUUAAUAGCAGCAACACGUAUGUGUUUUGGCAUAGUAAUGAUUCUGGCAAUUGCUUGGUUAGCAUUCCAACGUUCUGCAAUGACUGGGUCAAAUAUGCCAGUAACUUUCAACUUCAUUUUGUUGGGAGUGAUUUGCGGCUUUGCCGGAAGGUUUUGUGCCAACACUCUGGGCGGCGAUGGGAACAUCUGGCUCAUAUGCUGGGAGGUACUUUGUUUCAUCCAUUUAAUUGGAAAUUGUUAUCCAUCUGUCUUGUACCUCAUUCUUCAUGGCCCUAUAUCGACAUCUCAUAGCAAGGAGGUUGUCCAGUUCCCAUACUGGGUUCGUCGGUGGACAUUUUAUGCUAUGCUGGGGUUUAUUAUCCCAGCUUUGACUGGCUUCCUGCCAUUCGCUUCUCUUUCUGACUGGAUUGAUCAUUUUGCUGAAGAACUAAAAUCCAUCUUUGUUGGUGAGAAAAUUGAGGCCUGAAAGAUCUUGGAUGCCAUGAUUAUGGUUGGCAUGAUGGUGCCCUUUUGCGUCAGCUGUGCAAGUUUUUUUUUGGAGAAGUAAAAUUAUUCUCUUUGAGAAUUAGAUUCAGAAGUUAAGUAAGGAAAAUUGAUUGAAGUUCUGCAGCAGCAAUGAGCAUAUUUAUCCAACUCAUCUUACUUCCAUCGUUUCUAAUAUAAUGGGGUAUCAUCCUCCCAUUGAAGUCAAAAUUUCAGUUGAUUCAGGCUUUUGAUCGUUGUGAUCUUGCAUGGAAGUUCACCAUAUAUGUUAGCUGCCAGUUGUAAGCUCUGCUGUUUAUUUUGAAAUCGUUCCUUCGCCUUUGUUGUAUCUUGGUAAUCUGUUUGUUCAUUGUAAACAUUAAGAGAUCCAGUUUAUCUGGGUAUUGCCCGCUUACUCUUCAAACUUUAAGAUCAUGUAUUGCUACUUAUAUUACUAAUUGUGAGUUCGUGUUCAUGUAUUGGUACUUACUAAUUUGUACAUGCACUUAAAUUCAAGCACAAGAAUUUGCAUAAUUGCGAGUUUUGCUGAA